Molecule: messenger RNA, 1506 nt
Organism: Cuscuta europaea
Lineage: Eukaryota; Viridiplantae; Streptophyta; Magnoliopsida; Solanales; Convolvulaceae
Source: the annotation of a GenBank genome assembly
UGUUCUCCCAGAUUUGAACCUGAUAUGUUGGCAUUUUCUGGAUGCUACUAUGGUGGGGGUGAUGAAGAAAGAUAUGAACUUGGUCAAAUAAGGAAAAGAUGGGAGACCUUACCUGAGGCUAGCCCAGAUGAAGAGAGGAUGAGAGGGAAAUGCCCUUUGACACCACACGAAGUAGGUCUGAUGCUGCGAGCACUGGGAUUCAAAAACGACACUUACCUUUUUGUUGCAUCUGGAGAAAUAUAUGGUGGAGAAAAGACUCUGCAGCCCCUAAGAGAACUGUUUCCUAACUUUUAUUCCAAGGAGAUUCUUGCAGGUGAAGAACUAAAGCCUUUCCUUUCAUAUUCUUCCCGCAUGGCCGCAGUUGAUUACAUAGUGUGCGAGGAAAGUGAUGUCUUCGUCACUAACAAUAAUGGAAACAUGGCAAAGAUCCUUGCUGGUCGAAGGCGUUACAUGGGACACAAGAGAACCAUAAGGCCAAAUGCAAAAAGACUAAGUGCUCUAUUCAUGGAACGGGAGAGGAUGGGUUGGGACACUUUUGCCGCAAAGGUGAAGUCAUGCCAGCGGGGGUUCAUGGGAGAACCCGAUGAGAUGAAACCUGGGCGCGGGGAGUUUCAUGAAUAUCCCGCCUCCUGCAUAUGCCACAAACCCUUCUUCAAAUAUGACGUCAAUUCUAGCCUCGAGCAACACAACAGCGAUGUUCUCAGCAGCAUACAGAAACUCCAUGAAAGGGAAGUUAGAGCAGAAGCAAAAACAUCUGUACUGGAAGAUAGUAGCGACCAUUGGGAUGACCCCUCAUCUGACUGACUGCCAGCCAGCCAUUGAAUCAGUAUUAUCAUGGAAAGGAUCAUACUCCUCCACACAUGAAGACCUGUGCUUGUGCCCUUUUCACUGGCUCUGUUUGGAUGAAGGGUUCUCGAGGUUUGGAGAGCUUAGACUUAUAUCUUGAGUUUCUUUUAGAAAUUUAACAUAGCUUGCGAUUUGUAUAACUUCAAAUCACCUUUUCGUAGACUGAGCUGUAGAAAGUCUUUCGCUCUAAGCUCGUCCAAAACCCUUCAUUUGAACUGACCCUUGAAGUUUGUUGCUCGGAGACCCCAAAUUUUGUUCUCAGCACAUAUCCAAGUACUGUUCGGACCAGUCCACUUCUUAGAGUUGUCUGUUAUCUUUUAUAUUAUCCUUGGAUCAGUGUAUACACACAUACAUGCAUAUAUAUAAUAUACAUAUGUAUGUGUACGUAUAUAGCAUAAGAUUCCGAAUUACGAGGAUGAGCUGCAAAUUGUGCAUAAAUAUAAACUCCAUAAUUUGUAAAAUUAACAAGCAGUGGGAAGAGUAUUGGUUAUUGCUUUUUCUCUAUCUUGCUUUUUGAGACAUGAAGAGGACUACCACCAGUUCAUGGAUUGAGACAUUGAGUUAUUAUCUCACAUAUCUAACCUAGGAAUCUAGGAUUGAAAAAUCUAUUCGGUUGGAUUCAACCCGUAUCUUUGGCACAACUGUUAUGCAAGUACUCCC